UGUGAUAUGGAAAAACUAGAGGAUUUAACAUUCCUUGAAGUUUUGUUGGAAGCAAAACUGUGUUAGAGACACAGAUAUACAGUGUAAGGUUUCUCUUUUUGGCAAUCGUAUUUGCUUUGAAGGAGCCAACUAUCAGCUGGAUUUCACAGCAUAAGCGAUUUAUAGUCUUUGUUUUAUCAAGGCCUUAAAUGGGUGUUUUAUACUGAGCAGAUGGGAACCACAUUGAGCGCUCUGUUUGACAUGAUUGCCUAAGGAAAGGAACUCCCUGAUGGAUCAUGGCGUUAAUGUUUACAGGACAUUUCUUAUUUUUAGCAUUAGUGAUGUUUGCUUUCUCUACUUUUGAGGAAUCUGUAAGCAAUUACUCUGACUGGGCAGUUUUUGCAGAUGACAUAGAUCAGUUUAAGACACAGAAAGUGCAAGAUUUCAGAUCCAACCAAAAGCUGAAGAAAAGUAUGCUUCAUCCAAGUUUAUAUUUCGAUGCGGGAGAAAUCCAAGCAAUGAGACAAAAGUCUCGCACAAGCCAUUUGCACCUUUUUAGAGCUAUCAGAAGUGCAGUGACAGUUAUGCUGUCCAACCCAACAUACUACCUACCUCCACCCAAGCAUGCUGACUUUGCUGCCAAGUGGAAUGAAAUUUAUGGUAACAACCUGCCUCCUUUAGCAUUGUACUGUUUGUUAUGCCCAGAAGACAAAGUUGCCUUUGAAUUUGUCUUGGAAUAUAUGGACAGGAUGGUUGGCUACAAAGACUGGCUGGUUGAGAAUGCACCAGGGGAUGAGGUCCCGGUUGGCCAUUCCUUAACAGGCUUUGCCACUGCCUUUGACUUUUUAUAUAACUUACUAGAUGAUCAUCGAAGACAAAAAUACCUGGAAAAAAUAUGGGUGGUUACUGAGGAAAUGUAUGAGUAUUCCAAGGUCCGCUCAUGGGGCAAACAACUUCUUCAUAACCACCAAGCUACUAAUAUGAUAGCACUGCUCACCGGGGCUUUGGUGACGGGGGUGGAAAAAGAAUCUAAAGUAAAUUUAUGGAAACAAGUUGUAGUAGAUGUGAUGGAAAAGACCAUGUUUCUGUUGAAUCAUAUUGUCGAUGGUUCUUUGGAUGAAGGUGUGGCGUAUGGAAGCUACACAGCUAAAUCAGUCACACAGUAUGUUUUCCUGGCCCAGCGCCAUUUUAAUAUCAACAACUUGGAUAAUAACUGGUUAAAAAUGCACUUUUGGUUCUAUUAUGCCACCCUUUUACCGGGCUUCCAAAGAACUGUGGGUAUAGCAGAUUCCAAUUAUAAUUGGUUUUAUGGUCCAGAGAGCCAGUUGGUUUUCUUGGAUAAGUUCAUCUUAAAGAAUGGAGCUGGGAAUUGGUUAGCUCAGCAAAUUAGAAGGCACCGACCUAAAGAUGGACCAAUGGUCCCCUCCACUGCCCAGAGGUGGAGCACUCUUCACACUGAAUACAUCUGGUAUGAUCCCCAGCUCACCCCACAGCCUCCUGCUGAGUAUGGUACGGCAAAAAUGCACACAUUCCCUAACUGGGGUGUUGUCACUUACGGGGCUGGGUUGCCAAAUACCCAGACCAAUACCUUUGUGUCUUUUAAAUCUGGGAAACUAGGUGGUCGAGCUGUGUAUGACAUAGUUCACUUUCAGCCCUACUCCUGGAUUGAUGGGUGGAGAAGCUUUAACCCAGGACAUGAGCAUCCAGAUCAGAACUCAUUUACUUUUGCUCCCAAUGGGCAAGUAUUUGUUUCCGAAGCUCUCUAUGGACCCAAGCUGAGCCACCUUAACAACGUAUUGGUGUUUGCGCCAUCGCCCACGAGCCAGUGCAACAAGCCCUGGGAAGGUCAACUGGGAGAAUGUGCACAGUGGCUCAAGUGGACCAGUGAGGAGGUUGGUGACGCAGCAGGGGAAAUCAUUACUGCCUCUCAACAUGGGGAAAUGAUCUUUGUGAGUGGGGAGGCAGUGUCUGCUUACUCUUCAGCAAUGAAGCUGAAAAGCGUGUAUCGUGCCCUGCUUCUCCUAAAUUCUCAAACUUUGCUAGUUGUCGAUCACAUUGAGAAGCAAGAUGAUUCCCCAAUAAAAUCUGUCAGUGCCUUCUUUCAUAACCUGGAUAUUGAUUUUAAGUACAUCCCCUAUAGGUUUAUGAACAAGUAUAACGGCGCCAUGAUGGACGUGUGGGAUGCACACUACAAAAUGUUUUGGUUUGAUCACCAUGGCAGUAGCCCCGUUGCUAGUAUACAGGAAGCAGAGCAAGCUGCUGAAUUUAAGAAACGGUGGACCCAGUUUGUUAACGUUACAUUUCAGAUGGAAUCCACAAUCACCAGAAUUGCGUAUGUCUUUUAUGGGCCAUAUGUCAAUGUUUCCAGCUGCAGAUUUACUGAUAAUUCCAACUCUGGACUUCAGAUUUCUCUCAACGUCAAUAAUACUGAACAUGUUGUCUCCAUUGUAACUGACUACUACAACCUGAACACAAGAUUCAAUUACCUGGGAUUUGGUGGCUUUGCCAAUGUGGCUGAUCAGGGCCAAAUCACCCGAUUUGGUUUGGGCUCUCAAGCCAUAGUAAGGCCCGUAAGACAGGAUAAAGUUAUUUUCCCCUUUGGGUUUAAAUUUAAUAUAGCAAUUGGGUUGAUUUUGUGCAUUGGCUUGCUGAUUUUAACUUUUCAGUGGCGGUUUUACCUUUCUUUUAGAAAGCUAAUGCGAUGGAUCCUGACACUUGUUGUUGUCCUGUGGUUUAUCGAGCUCCUGGAUGUGUGGAGCACUUGCACUCAGCCCAUCUGUGCAAAAUGGGCAAGGACGGAGGUGGAGGCCAGCGCCACGUCUGUGUCUUCCCAAGGGCACCACGUUGAUCGUCCCGAUGUUGUCAUUACCUCACUUCCUGGUUCAGGAGCUGAAAUUCUCAAACAACUAUUUUUCAACAGUAGUGAUUUCCUCUACAUCAGGGUUCCCACAGCAUACAUUGAUAUCCCUGAAACAGAAUUUGAAAUCGACUCCUUUGUAGACGCCUGCGAAUGGAAGGCAUCAGAUAUCCACAGUGUGCAUUUCCGUCUGCUCCGAGGCUGGUUGCAGUCUUUAGUCCAAGAUACAAAACUGCAUUUGCAAAACAUCCAUCUGCAUGAAUCCAGUAGGGGUAAACUGGCCCAAUAUUUUACAGUGAAUAAGGACAAGAAAAGAAAACCGAAAAGGAGAGAGUCUUUGUCGGAACAAAGAAGUAGAAUGAAAGGCGCCUUUGAUAGAGACGCUGAAUACAUUAGGGCUUUGAGGAGACACCUGGUUUACUUCCCGAGCGCACGGCCUGUGCUCAGUCUCAGCAGCGGGAGCUGGACCUUAAAGCUUCAUUUUUUUCAGGAAGUUUUGGGAUCUUCGCUGAGGGCAUUGUAUGUAGUAAGGGACCCUCGGGCGUGGAUUUAUUCAAUGCUCUACAGUAGCAAACCGAAUCUUUACUCUCUGAAGAAUAUACCAGAACGCUUAGCUAAACUGUUUAAAGUAGAGGGAGGUAAAGGCAGAUGUAGCUUAAAUUCGGGCUAUGCUCUGGAGUAUGAAUCAUUAAGGAAAGAAUUAUCAAAACCCAAGUCUAACGCAGUCUCCCUGUUGUCUCAUUUGUGGCUGGCACACACAGCAGCAGCCCUGAGAAUAAACACAGAUUUGCUACCUACCAGCUACCAGCUGAUCAAGUUCGAAGAUAUUGUGCAUUUCCCCCAGAAAACCACUGAAAGGAUUUUUGCCUUCCUUGGCAUCCCUUUGUCUCCUGCUAGUUUAAACCAAAUAUUGUUUGCCACUUCCACGAACCUUUUCAAUCUUCCCUACGAAGGGGAAAUAUCACCAAGUAAUACUAAUGUUUGGAAACAAAACUUGCCUAGAGAUAAAAUUAAACAGAUUGAAAACAUCUGCUGGACACUGAUGGACCGUCUAGGAUAUCCAAAGUUUAUGGACUGAGUGCUGCAGGUCAGCAGAAAUUUGCACUAAUACUUUCCAACCCAGUUUGUGGACAUGGAUUAGAAGAGUUUGUUUAUUCUUGUACUGUGUGUGUGUGUGUGUGCGUG
Molecule: messenger RNA, 4021 nt
Organism: Eptesicus fuscus (big brown bat)
Lineage: Eukaryota; Metazoa; Chordata; Mammalia; Chiroptera; Vespertilionidae
Gene: DSEL
Product: dermatan sulfate epimerase like
Exons: 1
Coding region: 276-3914 (1212 amino acids)
Molecular function (GO): sulfotransferase activity; chondroitin-glucuronate 5-epimerase activity
Source: RefSeq, a predicted model, not a curated record